Molecule: messenger RNA, 1110 nt
Organism: Eimeria acervulina
Lineage: Eukaryota; Apicomplexa; Conoidasida; Eucoccidiorida; Eimeriidae
Exons: 4
Coding region: 1-1110 (369 amino acids)
Source: RefSeq, a predicted model, not a curated record
AUGCCAGCUCCCUACAGCAGCAGCAAUCGCAGCUUCAACAUCGGCGGCUACUGCAGGUGUGCCGUUCCAUGUGAUACCGGUGAGGCAGUGUUGCUGCAGCAGCUGCAGCAUCAGCAGCAGCAGCUGCUGCUACGGCAGCAGCAGCAGCUCAACAACCAGGGCGAUGCUGCAGCAGCAGCAGCAGCAGCAGGAGCUGCAGCCGUAGCAGGAUUAGAGGCGAUUGAGUUGCUGCUGAGAGAUUUAGAACUGCAAUUGCAGCUGUGGGGACAGCAGCAGCAGCAGCAGCAGCAGCAACAGCCCAGCAGCAGCAUCAACAGUAGAAGCAUCAGCAGCUACAGCAAUAGCGGCGAUCUCGCGAAGGCGAUAGCAGCGGCAAAGCGGUUGACAGGAGCAGCAGCAACAACCACAACAGACGCAGCAGCUACUGCAGCAACAGCAGCAGCAGCUGCAGCAACAGCAGCAGAAGCAGCAAUGGGGGCCAAGGGGCCCAAGAAGCAUGGACAGCAGAAACAAGGGAGAAGGAAGAAGCAGGAUCUGCUGCAGCAGCAGCAAACUGCUGCAGCAUGCCGCCAGAAGCCACCAGCAGCCUUCGCAGCAGCAGCAGCAGCAGCCAGUAGCAACAGCAAGAACAGCAGCAAGACUAAUAACAGCAGCAGCAACAGCAGCAGCAACAACAGCAGCAGCAGCAGAAGCGCCAAACAAGAGAUUGAUGAUGUGUUCGCUCCCCUCAAAUCAGCCAAGAAGCUGUUGCAGGAGCAACAGCAGCAGCAGCAACAGCGGCAGCAGCAGCAACAACAACAACGACAGCAGCAACAGAAACUGAAACAGCAAAGGAAGAAAGAAAGAAGACUGCUGCAGCAAGCAGCAGCAACAGCAGCAACUCCCAGAAAAAGGACAGCGGAUGGACUCCCCAUUUACUCCCUAGAGGAGUUGAAAAUUGCUGCUGCAGCUGCUGCAGCGCAAACUGCAUUCUCCAGCUCAACACCAACGUGCAGUACGCAGCAGCUGCAGCAGCAGCAGAACCAACAACAACAGCAGCAGAAGCAACAACAACAGCAGCAGAAGCAACAACAACAGCAGCAGCAGCAGAAGCAACAGCAACAGCAGUAG